AUGUUCUUAUCUCUGGGCUUGCUAAUCGUUUGCGGAUGUCUCAAAGUCGGGGCGGACAGUGCUCGUUGGACAUCUGAAGAAGCAAAUGCCUGGUACGCCAAACAACCUUGGUACUUUGGAGCAAACUUUGUACCUUCAUCAGCUGUGAACGUAAUUGAUAUGUGGCAAACGUUUGAUAAAGUUACUAUGGAACGUGAACUUGGCUGGGCUUCGCAGAUCAACAUGAAUAUCAUGCGUGUUUUCCUUCAUGUUCUUUUCUAUCAACAGGAUGCUGAGGAUUAUUUCAGAAAGAUUGAUGAUUUUCUCAGCAUCGCUGAUCGAUAUGAUAUUAAAAUAAUCUUUGUUCUGUUUGAUGAAUGUUGGCGACCUGAUCCCAAACUGGGCCCACAGCCAGAACCUAUACCAGGUCAACAUAAUUCGCAGUGGGUUCGUUGUCCUGGACAAGCCUUACUUUUGGAUCAGAGUAAAUGGAAUCUCUUGAAAAGAUACACCAGCGAUAUACUCUCUCGUUUUUCGCGUGAUUCUCGUGUAAUUAUCUGGGAUUUGUAUAAUGAACCUCAAGGCAGCCAUCAAGUGCCUAUCGUUUUACCUCUUCUGCAUGAGAUCUAUUCUGCUGCUGUUGCUGCUGAUCCUGAUCAGCCGCUAACAUUCGGUAUUGCUGGUCCAUUGGAUGAAACAUUAGCUCAAUUCGAACUAGAAGCAUCCGACAUAAUUUCUUUUCACAAUUAUAGUCCCUUAGCAAAUCUGAUGAUACAAGUUGAUCAACUGCGGCAAUUCAAUCGACCAUUGAUUUGUACUGAAUACAUGGCUCGAACGAUCGGUAGCACCUUUCACACGAACACGAUCUACUUCCAGAAAGAAAAUAUCGGUGCUGUCAACUGGGGACUUGUGGCGGGUAAAACUCAAACAUACUUUCCAUGGGGAUCACCUGUCAAUGCUAGUAUCCCACUUGUGUGGUUUCAUGACAUUUUCAACGCAACUGGAAAACCCUAUUCACCAUAUGAAAUACAGUUUUUCAAGGAUCUAAGAGGAACAAAUUCACAAUCAUUUGUUUCAAAGAAACUGAUGACGCUGUUGUUGUUGUUAUGUUUCUUUUUCUUUGUUGUCUUCACGUAUUUAUCACAAAAAGUACUUACAUGUUAA
This is a messenger RNA of Adineta ricciae, 1143 nucleotides long. Lineage: Eukaryota; Metazoa; Rotifera; Eurotatoria; Adinetida; Adinetidae. The record is from the annotation of a GenBank genome assembly.